AAUUCCAGUGUCUAGUCUUUAUUGAUUUCUCAUCCCAGCUGAUACUCAUCAACAAGCUCUCACGAAGAAACGUAGAGAAGAAAUUAAACAUGGCUUCCGAGGGAGAAAGCACUUCUCCAUCUCUACAAGACACACCUGUUUGGGCUUUGGCAAUCGUUUGCUUUAUCUUCAUCUACCUCUCGAUCUUUAUCGAGUACUUGAUCCAUCUUCUUUCCAAUUUGCUCAAAAGACACCGAAAGACUUCUUUGUUUGAAGCUGUGGAGAAGCUUAAAUCAGUGUUGAUGUUCUUGGGGUUCAUGUCUCUUAUAUUAGCCGUAACUCAAAGAUACAUUGCCAAAAUCUGCAUACCCAUCAAUCUUGCAAACUCAAUGCUUCCUUGCCGUAAAAGUGCAUCAAUAGAAACUACUAAAGCAGUGGGAUUUUCUCACAUAGGGAUUGGCACAUUUGAACAUUCAUUGCAGGCAAAAGAUGCUUUUGGGGAUAUUCCAUGGCUAGAAAGAAGAUUGGCAGAAGCUGAUACUACUACUAGUACUAGCACUAGCAAUUCUGAUUAUUGUGGUUCUCAAGGAAAGACAUCUUUUAUAUCCCAAGAAGGGAUCCUUCAGCUCAAUAAUUUCAUCUUUGUGUUAGCGAUCAUGCAGAUUGUCUAUAGUUUUCUGACCAUGGCUUUAGGAAGGGCCAAGAUGAGGCGCUGGGAAGCUUGGGAGAAAGAAACUCAGACAGUUGAAUACCGAGUAGCAAAUGAUCCCGAUCGAUUUAGAUUUACAAGACAAACAACCUUUGGGCGCCGACAUAUGAGUUCUUUUACAAGAAUAUCAUUCCUUCUUUGGAUUAAAUGCUUCUUCCGUCAAUUCUUCAAUUCAGUAGCCAGAGUUGACUACCUCACUCUACGCCAUGGUUUUAUCUCGGCCCAUUUGGCAGCAAAUAACAACUACAAUUUCCAAAAGUAUAUACAACGAUCGCUGGAGGAUGAUUUCAAAGUUGUAGUGGGCAUCAGCCCUGUAAUGUGGUUUAUCGUCGUCAUUUUCAUACUUGUGGAUGUGUACGGUUCGCAUUUCUACCUCUGGGUAUCAUUUAUCCCAUUAAUUACAGUGCUAACUCUUGGAACCAAACUCGAAGUAAUUGUAGCGAAAAUGGCUAUUGAACUCAAAAAUCAGACUCAUGUAAUCAAAGGAGCACCUAUGGUGCAACCCAAUGACAAUCUCUUCUGGUUCAAUCACCCAAAAUUUGUCCUAACCCUUUUACAUUUUACUUUGUUUAUGAAUGCAUUUGAGAUGUCUUUCUUUGCUUGGGUCACGUUACAAUAUGGAAUAAAGUCUUGCUACCAUGAAAGCCUUGAAAUUCUCAUUAUCCGGAUGGUAUUAGCGGUGAUAGUUCAGGUCUUGUGCGGCUACAUUAUUCUUCCCCUCUAUGCUCUUGUAACCCAGAUGGGAUCACAAUUCAAAAGCGCGGCGCUAGAAGAUCAAACAGUGCAUGUUAUAAAGAAAUGGUAUGCUGAAUCGAGGGACAAGAAGAAACGAAAACAAGAUCUUUCACAAUAUGGUCCAGAUUAUUUGUCUACUCCAUCAAGCAGCAACAGAACCUUUGGUUCCCCCGAUUUGUCUUCUCAUCAUCACAUUCACCGGGUGCUAACAUUCUCUGAGAAUGUCACCCAUGUUUCUAGCGAACUUGAAAUUGUUGAAGAACAUCAAGAAAUUCACCAAGCCACAGACAUGGAUAGUUCAAAUAAUAUGGCGCAAAUAGAACUGACAGAGGUCACUAAAACUCAAAAUUAGAGUUUAAAGAAUGAAAGCCAACAAGAUCAAGAUGAUUGCCUAUUUAGAGGGUUGGGAGCGGGCUUUUUUGACCAAGUUCAGUUUAUGUAUGUACUAGCUCAUCUGUUAAUUAUAAAUAUCCAUAAA
This is a messenger RNA of Quercus lobata, 1901 nucleotides long. RefSeq names its product MLO-like protein 3. Gene Ontology annotation, biological process: defense response. Lineage: Eukaryota; Viridiplantae; Streptophyta; Magnoliopsida; Fagales; Fagaceae. The record is from RefSeq and is a predicted model, not a curated record. The coding region runs from base 90 to 1775 and encodes 561 amino acids. The transcript has 15 exons. Gene Ontology annotation, cellular component: membrane.